Molecule: messenger RNA, 3105 nt
Organism: Mizuhopecten yessoensis (Yesso scallop)
Lineage: Eukaryota; Metazoa; Mollusca; Bivalvia; Pectinida; Pectinidae
Product: zinc finger protein 271-like
Exons: 3
Coding region: 9-2873 (954 amino acids)
Biological process (GO): regulation of transcription by RNA polymerase II; central nervous system development
Cellular component (GO): nucleus
Molecular function (GO): DNA-binding transcription factor activity, RNA polymerase II-specific; RNA polymerase II cis-regulatory region sequence-specific DNA binding
Source: RefSeq, a predicted model, not a curated record
AACCAAACAUGUACACGUGUGAUGUCUGUGAUAAAGAGUUUAGUGACUCCUCUCAGCUAGAGGUACACACCAGGACACAUACAGGCCAGGAACCAAACAUGUACACGUGUGAUGUCUGUGAUAAAGAGUUUAGUGACUCCUCUCAGCUAGAGGUACACACCAGGACACAUACAGGCCAGGAACCAAACAUGUACACGUGUGAUGUCUGUGAUAAAGAGUUUAGUGACUCCUCUCAGCUAGAGGUACACACCAGGACACAUACAGGCCAGGAACCAAACAUGUACACGUGUGAUGUCUGUGAUAAAGAGUUUAGUGACUCCUCUCAGCUAGAGGUACACACCAGGACACAUACAGGCCAGGAACCAAACAUGUACACGUGUGAUGUCUGUGAUAAAGAGUUUAGUGACUCCUCUCAGCUAGAGGUACACACCAGGACACAUACAGGCCAGGAACCAAACAUGUACACGUGUGAUGUCUGUGAUAAAGAGUUUAGUGACUCCUCUCAGCUAGAGGUACACACCAGGACACAUACAGGCCAGGAACCAAACAUGUACACGUGUGAUGUCUGUGAUAAAGAGUUUAGUGACUCCUCUCAGCUAGAGGUACACACCAGGACACAUACAGGCCAGGAACCAAACAUGUACACGUGUGAUGUCUGUGAUAAAGAGUUUAGUGACUCCUCUCAGCUAGAGGUACACACCAGGACACAUACAGGCCAGGAACCAAACAUGUACACGUGUGAUGUCUGUGAUAAAGAGUUUAGUGACUCCUCUCAGCUAGAGGUACACACCAGGACACAUACAGGCCAGGAACCAAACAUGUACACGUGUGAUGUCUGUGAUAAAGAGUUUAGUGACUCCUCUCAGCUAGAGGUACACACCAGGACACAUACAGGCCAGGAACCAAACAUGUACACGUGUGAUGUCUGUGAUAAAGAGUUUAGUGACUCCUCUCAGCUAGAGGUACACACCAGGACACAUACAGGCCAGGAACCAAACAUGUACACGUGUGAUGUCUGUGAUAAAGAGUUUAGUGACUCCUCUCAGCUAGAGGUACACACCAGGACACAUACAGGCCAGGAACCAAACAUGUACACGUGUGAUGUCUGUGAUAAAGAGUUUAGUGACUCCUCUCAGCUAGAGGUACACACCAGGACACAUACAGGCCAGGAACCAAACAUGUACACGUGUGAUGUCUGUGAUAAAGAGUUUAGUGACUCCUCUCAGCUAGAGGUACACACCAGGACACAUACAGGCCAGGAACCAAACAUGUACACGUGUGAUGUCUGUGAUAAAGAGUUUAGUGACUCCUCUCAGCUAGAGGUACACACCAGGACACAUACAGGCCAGGAACCAAACAUGUACACGUGUGAUGUCUGUGAUAAAGAGUUUAGUGACUCCUCUCAGCUAGAGGUACACACCAGGACACAUACAGGCCAGGAACCAAACAUGUACACGUGUGAUGUCUGUGAUAAAGAGUUUAGUGACUCCUCUCAGCUAGAGGUACACACCAGGACACAUACAGGCCAGGAACCAAACAUGUACACGUGUGAUGUCUGUGAUAAAGAGUUUAGUGACUCCUCUCAGCUAGAGGUACACACCAGGACACAUACAGGCCAGGAACCAAACAUGUACACGUGUGAUGUCUGUGAUAAAGAGUUUAGUGACUCCUCUCAGCUAGAGGUACACACCAGGACACAUACAGGCCAGGAACCAAACAUGUACACGUGUGAUGUCUGUGAUAAAGAGUUUAGUGACUCCUCUCAGCUAGAGGUACACACCAGGACACAUACAGGCCAGGAACCAAACAUGUACACGUGUGAUGUCUGUGAUAAAGAGUUUAGUGACUCCUCUCAGCUAGAGGUACACACCAGGACACAUACAGGCCAGGAACCAAACAUGUACACGUGUGAUGUCUGUGAUAAAGAGUUUAGUGACUCCUCUCAGCUAGAGGUNGAUGGAUUAAACAUCUACAUGCAUAUGUAUGGUGUAUGUGAUAGAGUGCUUAGUGAUUCUUUUUUACCUGCAAAGUUAUUCAAGGAACAAGAUUCAUCAGAUGUUACUCAAAAUAAUUUAAGUGCUUCAGUUGACAUACGUACCAUCUUUAGGUCCAGUACAGAAGACCUAUCAGUUCCUCCAGCUAGGGCGAAGUCAGACGACUUGCAGAAAGACGAAAAACCACACAUGUGUACUGUCUGUGGUAAGAGUUUUAAACGCAGAAGUCAGCUACAAAUUCAUAUCAGGAUACAUACAGGAGAGAAGCCGUUUGAGUGUGGUUUCUGUGGCAAAGGGUUCAGUGCCGAAUGUAAUAUGCAGGCGCACCUAAGAACACAUUCAGGAGAAAAGCCGUACAAGUGUGAUGUUUGUGGUAGACAAUUUAACCGGACAUCUAGUCUGCAAAUACACAUGAGAACACAUACUGGGGAGAGGCCAUACAAGUGUGAUACGUGUGGUAACAAAUUCACUCACGCCCGUCACCUACAGACACACUUAUGGACUCAUACAGGGGAAAAACCAUACAAGUGUGAAGUCUGCGACAAACAAUUUAAUCAGACGUCUAUCCUGCAGUCACACAUGAGAACGCAUACAGGGGAGAGGCCAUACAAGUGUGAGGUGUGUGGUAAAAGUUUCGGUCGCUCAGCCCACUUACAGAAACACAUUAGGACACACACGGGGGAGAAGCCAUACACGUGUGAUGUCUGUGGAAGGGGGUUUACACAGAUUGAACAGUCGGUGCUGAUGUGCUGGCUUCGUCAACACACAAGGAUAAAAUCGGAAGCAAAAUUUGACAUUAACAGGCACGGAACCAAGGAGACAUCAAAGCAGAAGGGAAAACUUCAUGAAGUCAUCCAAACAUUACAGGCAAAAUCUUGAUGAGGUGUCCGGGUAAACACAUCCUGCACCUCAUGUGGCGCCUGAUAUCAUAUCUCUAUGAUAUCCAGAAAGAAUAAGACAUAAACGCCCCCGCUCAUGCACGGGACGCGACGGGACGGACAUGGGCAACACUAUAUGCCCCCCCCCCCCAUUUUAUGGCGGGGUCAUAAAAAUAUUUCUACCACAGACUUUCAACUCAAACGACCAUAUAGCUGUUAAUGGGACGUUAAAU